AUGACCUCCUGCAUUUGCCUUGGCCCGAAAAGAGCGGGUAAAACGCACCUGCUGAAAGCUCUACAGGAUCCAGAUUCCAUCGACGAGACCACGUUUUCCAUGCCCACCAUAGGAACUGGGAUCUAUCGCAUCCAUUUCCCCACAAAGUCGCCAAGUGGGGAUAAAAAUAGGCCCCCUCCGGCAGACACGCAGGUUAAUAUACCGCAUGGGGGGAAGAAUCUGCCCAAAUCCAUACAGAUCCUUGAGAUCGGAGGAAGUAUGGCUCCCUUGUGGCGGCAAUAUUUCGAGGAUGUCAAAAAGCUGAUUUACGUGGUGGACACCUCUAAUCUCUGCCAGAUUUCCGCCGCCGGUGUUCUUUUCUAUUCAAUACUCACCGAACCGCGUUUGCAGAACAAUACUAAGAUCCUGCUGGUUUUGGCCAAAAUGGACUACUCCUACCGCCAGAUGCGAAACGAGGCGCUGCUCAUGCUGCAGAUGUCCAAGUUGCAGAAGCAGAUCCGCCAGCAGGUGACCAUCGUGGAGGCCAGCGCAGUCUCCAAAGUCGGUCUGGAUACCAUUUACGAUUGGCUGCAAAGACCCUAAUAAAAAUAUACGUUUUUAUGCACCCAAAAAAAUUGAAA
Messenger RNA from Drosophila takahashii, 620 nucleotides. RefSeq names its product ADP-ribosylation factor-like protein 16. Lineage: Eukaryota; Metazoa; Arthropoda; Insecta; Diptera; Drosophilidae. The record is from RefSeq and is a predicted model, not a curated record. Gene Ontology annotation, molecular function: GTP binding; GTPase activity.